CACACACACGGGGUCUCCAAGGCAGGCAAGGCGGCCGUGGUCGCGUCUUUGGCAGCAGCUCCUCCAAGCAAAGUGUGACAGUGGAAGAACAUUGCGGGAGCAAGUUAACAACUGAAUUCCGGUGGCAAUUCAGAAGGUCUCUCCAGAGAAUCAAAUUCUGUGUUUGACCAAGUGGACAUCAGUCUUCAUUGGUGGAGAGCUGCCUGGUCUUGAAUAUCACCAUGGCCAAGCCUUAUGAAUUCAACUGGCAGAAGGAAGUCCCUUCCUUUUUGCAAGAAGGAGCAGUUUUUGACAGAUAUGAAGAGGAAUCCUUCGUGUUUGAACCUAACUGCCUCUUCAAGGUGGAUGAAUUUGGUUUCUUUUUGACCUGGAAAAGUGAAGGCAAGGAAGGACAAAUGUUGGAAUGUUCCCUCAUCAACAGCAUUCGGCUGGGAGCUGUACCAAAGGAUCCCAAAAUCCUGGCUGCGCUUGAAGCUGUUGGAAAAUCCGAAAAUGAUCUGGAAGGGCGGAUAGUGUGUGUCUGCAGUGGUACAGAUCUGGUGAACAUUAGUUUCACCUACAUGGUGGCUGAAAAUCCAGAAGUAACUAAGCAAUGGGUAGAAGGCCUGAGAUCAAUCAUACAUAACUUCAGGGCAAAUAACGUCAGCCCUAUGACAUGCCUCAAGAAACACUGGAUGAAAUUGGCAUUUAUGACCAAUACAACUGGAAAAAUUCCAGUUAGGAGUAUUACUAGAACCUUUGCAUCGGGGAAAACAGAAAAAGUGAUAUUCCAAGCACUCAAGGAAUUGGGUCUUCCCAGUGGAAAGAACGAUGAAAUCGAGCCUGCUGCUUUUACUUAUGAAAAGUUUUAUGAACUGACACAAAAGAUUUGUCCUCGCACAGAUAUAGAAGAUCUUUUUAAAAAAAUCAAUGGAGACAAAACUGAUUAUUUAACGGUAGACCAAUUAGUGAGCUUUCUAAAUGAACAUCAACGAGAUCCUCGACUGAAUGAAAUUUUAUUCCCAUUUUAUGAUGUUAAAAGGGCAAUGCAGAUCAUCGAGAUGUAUGAACCUGAUGAAGAUUUAAAGAAAAAAGGCCUCAUAUCAAGUGAUGGAUUUUGCAGAUACUUGAUGUCAGAUGAAAAUGCCCCAGUCUUCUUAGAUCGUUUAGAACUUUACCAAGAAAUGGACCACCCUCUGGCUCAUUACUUCAUCAGUUCUUCCCAUAACACCUAUCUUACUGGCCGGCAGUUCGGUGGGAAGUCUUCUGUAGAAAUGUACAGACAAAUUCUCCUGGCUGGUUGCAGGUGUGUUGAACUUGACUGUUGGGAUGGAAAAGGUGAAGAUCAAGAACCCAUAAUAACCCAUGGGAAAGCAAUGUGUACAGAUAUCCUUUUUAAGGAUGUAAUCCAAGCUAUCAAGGAAACAGCAUUUGUCACAUCGGAAUAUCCUGUGAUUCUCUCCUUUGAAAAUCAUUGCAGCAAAUAUCAACAGUACAAGAUGUCCAAAUAUUGCGAAGAUCUAUUUGGGGAUCUCCUGUUGAAACAAGCCCUUGAAUCACAUCCACUUGAACCAGGCCGGCCCUUGCCAUCUCCCAACGACCUCAAAAGAAAAAUACUCAUCAAAAAUAAACGGCUGAAACCUGAAGUUGAGAAAAAACAGCUGGAAGCUUUGAAAAGCAUGAUGGAAGCCGGAGAGUCUGCAGCCCCGGCUAGUAUCUUAGAGGAUGAUAAUGAAGAGGAAAUAGAAAGUGCUGACCAAGAAGAGGAAGCUCACCCUGAAUUCAAAUUUGGAAGUGAACUUUCUGCUGAUGACUUGGGUCACAAGGAAGCUGUUGCAAACAGCGUCAAGAAGACCUCAGAUGACCUUGAACAUGAAAACAACAAAAAGGGCCUGGUUACAGUAGAAGAUGAGCAGGCAUGGAUGGCAUCUUAUAAAUACGUAGGUGCUACCACAAAUAUCCAUCCCUAUUUGUCCACAAUGAUCAACUACGCACAACCUGUAAAGUUUCAAGGUUUCCAUGUGGCUGAAGAACGCAACAUUCAUUAUAACAUGUCUUCUUUUAAUGAGUCCGUUGGUCUUGGCUACUUGAAGACACAUGCAAUUGAAUUUGUAAAUUACAACAAACGGCAAAUGAGUCGCAUUUACCCCAAGGGAGGCCGAGUGGAUUCCAGUAAUUACAUGCCUCAGAUUUUCUGGAACGCUGGCUGCCAGAUGGUUUCACUGAACUAUCAAACCCCAGAUUUAGCGAUGCAAUUGAAUCAGGGAAAAUUUGAGUAUAAUGGAUCAUGUGGGUACCUUCUCAAACCAGAUUUCAUGAGGCGGCCUGAUAGGACAUUUGAUCCCUUCUCCGAAACCCCUGUGGAUGGGGUCAUUGCAGCCACUUGCUCAGUGCAGGUCAUAUCAGGGCAAUUCUUAUCAGAUAAGAAAAUUGGCACGUAUGUAGAAGUGGAUAUGUAUGGGCUGCCCACUGACACUAUACGGAAAGAAUUUCGAACUCGCAUGGUUAUGAACAAUGGACUCAAUCCAGUUUACAAUGAAGAAUCAUUUGUGUUUCGGAAGGUGAUCCUACCUGACCUGGCUGUUUUGAGAAUAGCAGUGUAUGAUGACAACAACAGGCUGAUUGGCCAGAGGAUCCUCCCUCUGGAUGGCCUCCAGGCAGGCUACCGACACAUUUCCCUUCGGAAUGAGGGAAACAAACCUUUAUCACUGCCAACAAUUUUUUGCAAUAUUGUUCUUAAAACAUACGUUCCUGAUGGAUUUGGAGAUAUUGUGGAUGCUUUAUCAGAUCCAAAGAAAUUUCUUUCAAUUACGGAAAAGAGAGCAGACCAAAUGAGAGCAAUGGGUAUUGAAACUAGUGACAUUGCCGAUGUGCCCAGUGACACUUCCAAGAAUGACAAGAAAGGAAAAGCUAACACCGCCAAAGCAAGUGUGACCCCUCAAAGUAGCUCCGAACUCAGACCAACAACUACAGCUGCCCUGGGCUCUGGACAGGAAGCUAAGAAAGGUAUUGAACUUAUCCCUCAAAUAAGGAUAGAAGAUUUGAAGCAAAUGAAGGCUUACUUGAAACAUUUAAAGAAACAACAGAAAGAAUUAAAUUCUUUAAAGAAGAAACAUGCAAAGGAGCAUAGUACCAUGCAGAAGUUGCAUUGCACACAAGUUGACAAAAUUGUGGCUCAGUAUGACAAAGAGAAGUCAACUCAUGAGAAAAUCUUAGAAAAAGCAAUGAAGAAGAAAGGGGGAAGUAAUUGUCUUGAAAUGAAGAAAGAAACAGAAAUUAAAAUUCAGACCCUGACAUCAGAUCACAAAUCUAAGGUCAAAGAGAUUGUAGCUCAGCACACAAAAGAGUGGUCAGAAAUGAUCAAUACCCACAGUGCAGAGGAGCAAGAGAUCCGGGACCUGCACCUUAACCAGCAGUGUGAAUUACUGAGAAAGCUGCUAAUCAAUGCUCAUGAGCAACAAACCCAGCAGCUUAAACUGUCCCAUGACAGAGAGAGCAAGGAAAUGCGAGCCCACCAGGCUAAGAUUUCUAUGGAAAACAGCAAAGCCAUCAGCCAAGAUAAAUCUAUCAAGAACAAAGCAGAACGGGAAAGGCGAGUCAGAGAAUUAAACAGCAGCAACACUAAAAAGUUUCUAGAAGAAAGAAAGAGACUCGCAAUGAAGCAGUCCAAAGAAAUGGAUCAGUUGAAAAAAGUCCAACUGGAACACCUAGAAUUUCUAGAGAAACAGAAUGAACAGCUUUUGAAAUCCUGUCAUGCAGUGUCCCAAACGCAAGGCGAAGGAGAUGCAGCAGAUGGUGAAAUUGGAAGCCGAGAUGGACCGCAGACCAGCAACAGUAGUGUGAAACUCCAAAGUUCGAAUUGAAACAGCAAAACCAGAAACCAUCAGAAGAUCACUCCCAACUUCCAAAUACAAAUUCCAAGGAAAAUAGCAGUUUUCUUGCUGUUUCUUUUUAUGUGUAGACAAGAAAUUACCUGAAACUGCAGAGACUUCAGAUGAUAUAUAUUCUCCUAUUUAACAGUUCAAAUAUUGAAUAUCCUUGGCCAACCAAAAGUAGCUAUGAAUCCACAAAAAUCUCCUUUUCCAGUCAGGCAGAGUUUAACCAUUGGUAAUACAACUUAAACAUGUUUUGCUAUAAGAUACCAUCACAAGUAAAUGAGCUUGGUGUUUACAACUCUGCUUUGUGAUACAUUAGAACAUGUUUGAGCUGCAGCAAAAAUAGUGCAUUAACAAUUAAAUAGCAAGCGCAUGCACUAGGAGAUAAAAUAAAAACUCUGUCCACAGAUUCGUCAGCAGAAGCAGUGGUCUACUAGAGAAAUGAUUUUGCAGAAUUUUUCUAUAUCUGAGUUACCUCAUCAGUAAGUGCCAUGUUUCUACCAUGCCAUAUGAAGCUAAUUUCCUGUAAGAGUUGUGGAAAUGACUAGAACAAUAGAAAAAAAUAACAGAAAAGUGUAUCUGUGCCAAAACUCAUCAGUGCUCAAAAUGGGGGAGUUCUGUUAGGUUCAUUUAAGAGAAGGCUUUCAUCUGACACUGCUUUAUAGGAAUUGCUUCUGCAGAGUCCAGAUUUUACAAUUCACUAUUGCACUGUACAGAUCAUGGAGUGGUUAUUGGCAAACGUUUGUAAAUGUGACCAUGUAUAAAGUAUUUAUACUUCUUAAUUCACACUGUUAUAGAGCAACAAUCAUCUAAGUAUUGUCACUUGACAAGAUUAGUAAACAGGACUACUAGAGUUACAUUUGCAUGAUACACAGCACCAUUUAAAGAUUAAUUGGUUCAGAGUAGUUAACCUAAUGACAAAUCAAUACUGAUUAAAUGUAUGGCACAGACUAUAAUUUGAUGAUCAAGACUUUUAGCAUAAUGAAAAAGUCUUUCUCUCUCUCUAUAUAUAUAUAUGUGUAUAUGAAUUAUGUGGGCAUUCUUGAUACUUCAAGUUCUAGUUUGAAAAAUAAAUACAUAAACUAAUUUAAUUUUACACAAAAUAUUUAUGCAGAUUUUCAGAAUUUCAUAUCAAGAAAUAACCUUUUUAUGUCUGUUAAAUAGCCAAACAAUUUGCUACAGUGUUCAUCUGCAUGGUCCUUGCGCCUUCUGUAGUUGUGUCGCAGGCAGUGCAUGAAGAAGUCCAACACUGGGGAGUGAGCCAUGCAGCCAAAGUCAGAAAGGAGUGCAUGGAGACCUGGUAGCCUAGAACUAAUCAGAUUACUGAUUUUAGGACACAAAACACCAACUGAAAGGUGGUGUAGGCUCGUACAAAUUGAUUCUAUGUGUUCCUCUGAAGUGAGCAGAGAAAAUGAUAAUACCAUCAAUACUGAAAUUCAACUUCCAACUUCUCUAAUAAAAAAAAUGAAAAUACAUUUAA
This is a messenger RNA of Dipodomys spectabilis (banner-tailed kangaroo rat), 5334 nucleotides long. It is a transcript of the gene Plcb4, whose product is annotated as phospholipase C beta 4. Lineage: Eukaryota; Metazoa; Chordata; Mammalia; Rodentia; Heteromyidae. The record is from RefSeq and is a predicted model, not a curated record. The coding region runs from base 222 to 3842 and encodes 1206 amino acids. Gene Ontology annotation, molecular function: calcium ion binding; phosphatidylinositol-4,5-bisphosphate phospholipase C activity. Gene Ontology annotation, biological process: phosphatidylinositol-mediated signaling; lipid metabolic process. The transcript is spliced from 40 exons.